CAGGUGAAUAUGUGACAUCAGUUCCACCAGGCUGCUGUUCACAUCAACGGACGUUUGUUUUCUGGAGAACAGGCUGUCGGCCCAAUGCAUUUCUGUCGCAGAUAAUGAAGCUCAUCUGCAUCUCUGCUGUGGUCCUUCAAACACUGAUGAAGUAAUAUGAGAUAAUUAGGAGCCCGCCUACGUCAUAGCCGUGACGUCGUGCGGAGGCUGGAGGGGGCGGGGCGUCUCAUCCAAACAUCCCGCAGCGGCGGGCAGCGCGUGGCACACACCUGGAGCGGACAGGAGGCUGCACGCGGACUCUUCGGUUCUUGUUUCACGCAUCAUGUGGGCGCGAGCUGUGCUGUGCGGGGCGCUGCUGUGCGCGCUCUGCCCGGCGGGAAGGACGGAAGCCGAGAGGGACGAGAGAGGCGUUCAAGACCACCGCUACAACUCCAACAGGCUGCUCGGCGCUCUGCAUGAAGUUCUGGAGAAACUUCAGACGAAGAGGAUUAAUCCGUGGGAGAAGAAAUAUGGACAGGUCCCCUCUUGUGACCUCGGCGAGCACUGCGCCGUCAGGAAAGGAUCUCGUAUCGGGAAGAUGUGCGACUGUCCUCCAGGAGCUUUCUGUAACUCCUUCCUGCUGAAGUGCUUAUGAGCCCGACGACGACACGGCCACAGUUCAUUUACAAAUAUUCAACAUGUGACGUAGAUUAUAGAGGAAUAAACCUUCAUGACCACUUCCUGUUUGUGUCGUAUUAAAGAGUUCUUUU
Molecule: messenger RNA, 749 nt
Organism: Larimichthys crocea (large yellow croaker)
Lineage: Eukaryota; Metazoa; Chordata; Actinopteri; Sciaenidae
Product: cocaine- and amphetamine-regulated transcript protein
Exons: 5
Coding region: 323-634 (103 amino acids)
Biological process (GO): positive regulation of MAPK cascade; G protein-coupled receptor signaling pathway; negative regulation of appetite
Molecular function (GO): neuropeptide hormone activity
Source: RefSeq, a predicted model, not a curated record